This is a messenger RNA of Paramuricea clavata, 8321 nucleotides long. The record is from the annotation of a GenBank genome assembly. NCBI's taxonomy places the organism in Eukaryota, Metazoa, Cnidaria, Anthozoa, Malacalcyonacea, Plexauridae.
AUGGCACCUGAACUUUUGGUCAACGAACUUCAACUAAAAGAGGCCUCGCUUGCUGAUCUCAUUAUGGCUGACGUAUGGGCUUAUGGUAUGGUUGUUUUUAAUAUAAUCAAUCCCGGUUUAAAGCACCCGUAUGAGUUAAAUAUUGAAAACUGCUGCGUAAGAGAUACGCCUUUAAAUAUGCUUCAAGGGUUUGCAAAAGAGAAGGAAAUGCCUGUUGCACAACAUAAGUACGAGUCGCAUCAUCAGGGAGAAUGGGCCAAUUUAAAAAUUAUCUAUGAAUCCUGUACUACAAUUUGUCCAUCUUCACGGCCGUCCAUGAAAGAAGUUGUUAACAUGAUGCGCGCAGACAAGCGAUCGACAACAAGUUCCAGCUCUACACCGCAUGGAAAUGCAACGGAAAUCCACCUUAGAAUUAGCCAGGCUUCAGCAAUUGGCAACGUGGAUCAAGAACUUCUAAAGGGACAAGAAAUAAUCAAUGACCAAUCCGUCUACCAUGCUGAACCCGAGAUUCCAGGCGAUGCAACCAAUGCAUGUGCAUUUCUCACCAUCCUGAUAGCACACGAGCUGCACGAAUCGGAAGUUAUGUCCUGGCGUUGCAUAGCUGAAACUGCUGAAAGCAUUAUUACCAUAUACCCACAUGUUUUCAAUCGAUUCCGUGAUACUUCUCUCCAUUACGAUAUUAUGGAGGCCUAUACCAUGUUAAAGGACAAUAACUGUCUCCCGGAUGACCGUUACUAUUUAACUGAAUGUUUGCUUUUCGAAGAAAAUGCAUUAUCUCAGCUUGGAAAAGAGCAAUUACUUCAAGCGAUGACUAAAGUAGCUUUAGCAUGUCCAUCGUAUGGCUUCUAUACAUGUGACCAGUUUAUUUUUUUAAUUGGUUCAUACGACUUGGACAUGUUUGUUCUCGACACACACGAAGUUCCUGUCGCAGCCGGUGGGAAGAGCACUGCCCUUUUGAAAAGAUUCCUUGGGACAAAUGAAGAAUCUGCGAAAGAAUGUUGCCGUUGGUUAUGGAAGCGGUUAGCCUCAUCGAAACUGAAUGGUCCGCAAUCACUCUCAAUGAUGGUUAAACAUGAAUCAGAAAGGUUUGUUAAACAUUUAAUGUGUGUUCAACUGCAUGACGUCUGUUGUUUGAAAAAUGUUUUAUGACAUAUGUAAACAGAUUUCCAAAAAAUAACUAAACAAAUAAGUGCGCAUAUUCGUGGAACCAUAGGUGGAACUGUUGUUGAUAUUUUCAAGUUUCACUUUAUCACGAUGUUCGAAAUCUUUUUCGUUUUAAAACUAAUUAGUAAUGAAGAGAGUGCGUCAGAUCCUCCAUCGAACGCCCCCAACCAACAAAACCCAACACUGGACAACGAAACAGUACAAACAGCCGACCCACCAGAUUGUGCCGAUCAAGAACAAAGUCAACAAGCAAGUGCAGCGUAUGAAAAUAGGAACAGCGAAGAUGAUCGGCAACAUCCCUCAUGGUAUCUCAUUGAUGAACCAAUGAAUGAGGAGUUUUAUCGUAUAUCUCAAACUCAAGAUAACAUCGGGUGUUCUACAGCUUUUAUUGAACAGGUUGUCCAACGAAGUCCGGAUCGAAAAACAGCUAAAAGGAAACAGGUAGGUGUUUAUCGUUUAAAACAUUCUAUUGCAUGCACUUAAACUCACAAAACCACGAUUGAGAUCGAUCAUAACUAGCGCCGUCAACGUCACAAUGAGUAAGUAAUGACUGAAAUUGUCUGUACCAGUGUUGGUAGUACAAAUGUGAAAAUGCUGUGCUGAGUGGUUAUAUCACCACCUUAAAAAAUGAGCAGAAACUCGACGUUUCGAGCGAAUGUCCUUCGUCAAGAGUUAGUAGACUAACUCUUGACGAAGGGCAUUCGCUCGAAACGUCGAGUUCCUGCUCAUUUUUUAAGGUAGUGAUAUAACCACUCAGCAUAGCAUUUUAAAGUAAUGACUGGUCUGCGUUAUAUGGAAACCUAGUUUAUACCUUGUUUAUAUCAACUCAUUAUUUCUUUACAGGUUAUCACUUUGUCGUCCGAGUCCGAUGAGAAUUCUGAUAUUGAAAUUCAUAGUCCAACAUGCAAAUCGUAAGUUCAUCACGAUAUAGCGUAUUUACCUGAUUGAGCUGCGCCCCCAAAUGAGCGCCGCGUUUGAGAUCAUUCUUUUAAGCGCGCCGCCCCCAAUGAACGCCACACUAAACAGUGCAAAAACUUUCCGCCGUCAAAAUGGGGACAUUUAGUGACAAAAACCUAUUAAUUUAAAACUUGUGUAUUGUUGUUAAAAGUCCUUGUUAUAAUUUACAAAUAAAAAAUAUUUUUAAAGAGCGCCGUCCCCGAUUGAGCGCCGCCCUCGAAUUAGCGCCACAUCUGAAGGUCUGAAAAAUUUAAAAAGCGCCGCGGCGCUCAAACGAGUAAAUACGGUAGUUCGUAUACAGCUCUGUUUGUACAAUGUUGUACAAAUGCAAAUGAUCAUUUGGUGGAUAUAGUGUAAUUUCCAUCCUUAUCUUACAGUUCACGCAUCACGGACGAAAUGGAGAGUAGUAGUGGGAAUGAUGAAGACGAAAGGGGUUCAAGCAGGUAACUGAAUUUAAUUCACAACAUAUUAAAUUACUCUGAUUCAGAUAUAUAGAUUGUUUGGGCACUUAUCAUUACAAUAACCAAAAAAAAAAUUGGCAGGAAACAUUUUCCAGAGCAAGGGGGCGCACGCAAUUUAAAAGCUCAGAACAUUUAAACUGCGCACGCAAGCCAUUCUUUGUCCGGCUAGAAAAUUUAUCCUUAUGAAUUUUUUUUGUUCAUUCUACAUUUCCAACUCCAGGACAAUCUAUAUGGAUCAAAAUUUUCAUGACAUAAAUGGUUUUGUGGACUUGACAGCCGUAUCAAAAUUGUUUACUUCUUUCUAAUACAUCCGAAGAUUGCAACACAUUACAAUGACAUACUGUACAUCUUUAGUUGCAUUUUGCUUUUAAUUGGUUGAAUCAAAGGUUUAUACAACAUUUUGUUAUUCAUAGAACAUUACAUCAUUACAAUGACGAUGCAAAUACUCCAGUGUAUGAAUGGGCCACAAAAGUCAAGAGUGUUGACAAAGUGUUACCUAUUUUGCUGAUGGAACCAACUUUUGCGACAACAUGCACGCGUGUUCCAACUGCUAUCUCGGACGACGUGUGUUUUCUUAUUGAUACAAGCAAAUUAUCAAGUCACACAGAUUGGAAAUGUGAUGAUAUGGGAGCAUGGAAGAAUAAUGGCGUACAACGUCACAAGCUACGAACACCCAUAAGUGAUGAAGAUCUAUUAGAAAACGAGCACGUUACAAUCAAUGAACAUACUGUGAAAAGAAUAUAUUUUAAGAAUAAUUCAUCGCCUGACUUAAGGAAAUACGUAACAUUCUUGGAAGGUAUGUAUAUUAUGUUCAGAUGAUUUAUUUCUUAGCAUCCGUCCGGCGCUGGUAGGGGGGGGGGGGGGUUCCCUCCAGCUGCCAAUUCUCGGGUGCGCAAUAAUGAAAAGGGGGCGCCGAUCUUGCGCAAAAUUUUGAAAGUGGGUGGAAAAAAACGAGUUCGAAAAAAUAUAGUUACUUUCGCCAAGAAAAGAUGUGGUUUAUAGGCUUAUAAACAGACUAAGCGCAUAGGCGACAAAGGCAUAUAUUAAAUUACAGACUAUUUUGUCUAACCGUAUUGGCUACCCCACAACGUUAACUCACACGCAAUGUCUCAUUACCGGAAUAUUGGACACGUUUCGAAGCGAUCACGGGAAUUAUGCCUUUUUUGCUGGAAAAUGCUCCUUUAUUAUGCUUCACGAAUUACGAGAUAAUUAGAUAAUUGAAUUUGUGAUAAUGUAAACUUGUGUACGCAAUUUAGUUGUUUGUGCAAGAAACACCAUGACUAAUGUAUGUAAUGCUGAAACGCGCCCUUUUGGCAGCCUGGCAAGAAAACCUUAAAAUGCAUACGCGUGGGGUUCGUGUGUUAUUGUAUAAAAGAGCUGUAAGUUGUAAAUGUAUUCAGCUCACUAGAUCAGUACAGAAUAGAAUUGGGAACAGAUUAAUCGCUGGAAGUAGUUAGCAUUGCACAAUUUAAGUACUACUAAAUUCUAACCAAAUUUCGACACGUUAUAAUUCGUUUCCUGACCAUCAGAUUUCUGUCAAAUCUUUCCCCAAAGUCCAGAAAAAGGCAUUUCAGAGACUCUAAAUUCAAAAAUUUUCCAGAGGGGCAUGUCCCCGGAUCCCCCCAGACAAACCUCGCACCUGCGGCGCUCGGCUCAUGCUUUCGGCCCUCGUUUAUCAAGCCUAAUAUUAUAGGGGGGGGGGGCAUAUUGGUUGACAGCUCACAUGAAAAAUAGUACCCAGCACGCCACUGUACGUUCGGUCUGUUUAUCUAUUUCUAUAUCGACCUAUAUAUUUCUAUUUCUUCUUACAGUAGAAAUAAGCAGUAAUAAACAGUAUUUUAAUUUUCUUAACUAGAAUACCCAACAAUCAUAUUCGUUCAGUAUCUAUUUGAUGGGAAACCCCAUGAAGUAAAACCGGCGUCUCAUGGGAAUGCAAAGAAAAUAAGUGCAUCUGGUUAUAUAAGAACAAAAGAGAGUACGAAGUCGCGACUGCAAGAAAUAACGUCAAUGCAAACCCCCAAGUCAGCCUAUCAUAAAGUGUUGACGGAAAAGGGGGGUAUACGAAGAGCAUCGUCUGCGAGCGACUUACCUCGAAACAGAGAACAGGCGAAGUAUGUCAGGUCUAUCUCAAAAGGUCAGCGCGUUAAUCACAUCGACUCCCUUGUGAUUUUGUUGACCCAAUGCAAGAGAGAACAGUUACAGCAUAACAAAAAGGCAUUUAUAAGAGAAGUGACCGGUGCUCCAGAAAUGCGAUGUGUUCUUGGGUAUGAUUGGCAGAUCGAAGACCUUAUCACCUUUUGCACAGAUCCAGAACGCUUUAGCGUUUUAGGCGUGGAUCCUACGUUCAAUCUAGGUCGAUUCAAUGUUACGGUAACAACCUUCAGAAACCAAAAAGUGGUUGAUAGAGUAGCUGGCCAUCAUCCCAUCAUGAUCGGACCGUUGUUGCUUAGUCAAACGAAGUCAUUCGACGCGUACAACUAUUUCUUUUCCAAAGUAAGUUUUUUUAUUCACAUGAAGUAGAGGCGUUAGCUUUUUUUAUUCGCAUGAAGUAGAGACAUUAUAUUUAGGCGAACAUUUUCCUUGAAUACAGAAACACAAAUCCUGAAUUAGUGAAUUGUCAGUUUUAUGUACUAAACAGUUAGCCAACUUGAAUGUAUUUAAUUUUCUCUAAUUAGCUAGUAGGUUUGAGAAAGGACACACGAAACGUCUUGGCUUAUGGGACAGACGGCGAAGAAGAACUUUAUAGAGCGCUGAAAUAUAAUUUCCCGCACGCCGUCCACCUACGUUGCCAAAUGCACUUCCGAGAAAAUUGCAAAACUCAACUGAUGCAAUCGAAUAUCCCAAAAGCACAACAGAAAGAAAUUCUUGCGGAUAUAUUUGGACGAAAGGUUGGAGAUACCUGGGAAAAUGGUAAUUAUAUGCUUUCAAUUUUAUUACUAGAAAAUACAUGCAUACAGAAACCCUCGCGAUCGCCUUGUUGACAAAACCAUUGUAUUUUCCGAACAUGAGGUAUCUAGAGUAGUUGUCAUGGUAACACGAUAAUUUUUGAAGAAUAUUCUUACAAAUGAAAAAUCGCCUAAAAAUAUCACCUUUAAUUACAAAAUUGUAAAUUUCCCAACAUAUAUAUAUGUUAGGUAUGAUAUUAUACGUAUUAUAAGCUUCAAUUUAAGGUGAAAUUCAACCACAAACGCUUCUCAAAAAGUUUUAAAGUGUUCUUAUAAAACUAAACUGCCUUUGAUUAAAUGCCGGUUAAUAAUCGGUAAACUUUGAAUUUGCAAUAAAAUGAUUUCAAAUUCUCGCAUGCAAAUAACUUUGAUGUCUUUUUAAUUUAAAAAAUUCAAUAUAAUAAAAAGGGAAUCAAUAAGACAAUAUUAUAAAAGAUACACUGAAAUUAUAUGCUGUCUUGUCAUAGGCAGCCCAGCAAAAUGUGUAAAAAUCAGUGAUAAAAAUGCAUUAAACGCUCAAAAAUACGUAUAAAGUUCGUCUCAAUUUGCUAUCAAGCGAUUUAUUUGUGUAGCUCAUUAUACAUGAAGAUUCCGAUGUUUACGUGAUUGUAUUUUCAUAUAGUGUAAAUAGUCGGGGGGAAUUAGUAUCCUCGCACGGCGCUUCGCGCCGUCGGCUCGGGGAUUAAAAUAGAUUGAAUUAAAUUAAAUUAAGUAAAGCUUGUAUACAAUUUUCAUUACGCCAAUUAUUUCAUUAUUGAAUUGCAUUAAAUACUUGCAGGUUUGGUUGACGCAAAAGACGAAGACGAUUUGAGAACAAAGUUAUCGCAUUGCAAAGAUGUAUGGAACAGAAAAGAAAGCAGUUAUCUUCCUCCAAACAAAAAACCCAAAUUCUACCAAUACAUUCUGGAGAAGGUAAUAUAUUAAUAAAUAUAUACAGCCGUACGCUCAAAACAGAAAUUGCAUAAUACAAACGUUAAUAGCAGCGUAGGAAAAUUGAGGUGGGGUAAAGCUUUUGAAUUUUUGAAUCCCCUAUAUAAUCGUCCUAUAUAAUCGUCAGAAGGUUGCAUUUUUCGGAGUCUAUCUUUUCCCCAUUUCUUACGCUUCCGAACUUAAUUAAUCAAAUUCACUACCUAUAGUAGUUUGACAGUUUGUUGGACUCAAAUGAGACAAAGAUACGUUUUCAUUACAGUAUGGAACGUUGUUACCAUAGGCUAAAUAAUACCAUUCACGGUUACUUUGGAUGAGUAGGUGACAACUACACAUAAUACACAAAAUUGAUAAUUUGUUUUAAUUUUUACUGUCAUGUAUUUGUUCUGGUUUUAAGGUCAACAUGAUAGACCAAUGCAUGUCCCAGAGAGUUCGACGCAACGCAGGUUUAGGAGAUCCACCCCGCCCCUAUUACACGAAUGAUUCAGAGUCAGCAAACGCGAUGAUAAAACGGGCCGUAGAAUUUAAAGAGAAUGAAAUAUCUGAAUUUGUUCGUGAAAUGAGUGUGUUAAUGCAGCAACAAAGAGAUGACGUCGAGUCCGCUGUCUUUAACAAAGGCCCCUAUGAAUUAGCUUCUUCGUUUAGAAAUUUCUAUAUUUCUGAAACCGAAUGGUUUAGAAAGAGGACUGAACAAAGAGAUCGACAUUUAGAAAGGUUCCAUAAAGCGAAGAUGUCGAACGAGAAAGAAACCGAGACCAUUUCAACUGUCCCUAGUCAAACUGUUCCUCGUAAAGUACUUACAGUAAAUUUAUUAAGCGCCAACAUUCAGUCUCUUCCCGCGGUCACGUUGCAGGCAAUUGUGAAAAAGUCCGAAGAGUUGUUGAAUCGGGAAGGUGCUAUAACACCGGCUCCUGGAAACGACAAAGCAUUCAUGGUGGAAAGCCAGACAACUACAAGACCACACUUUGUAGAAAUAAAAAAACCCGGGAAAUUGGUUUGUGAUGGGUGUCCGUCUUUUGCAUCUACUAAGUUAUGUGCGCAUGCGGUCGCAGCAUCGGAGAAAGCUGGCGUGCUGGAAAAUUAUGUUAAAUGGUUCACCAAGAAUGGUCCAACAACAAUGAACUUAACAUCACUAAUAACGUACGAUAGCAGUAAGGAUACUGGGAAAAAGUUAACCAAAGCAUCUACAGCAAGGCGAAAAGGAGACAGAGGUGAUAAAUCGCGUCCCGUUUCAUCCAUUGUGAACAGGCCAUUUUCCGCGCAUUCUCAGAGCCCACAAGCAUCUCAGAACCCAGGAGCGCAACAACAAAGUUUACGUACACCACGACAAACAUUGCAAGCCCAAGAUUCAUUAUCCCAUUUACCACAUGAAGCAAUGCAUUCCCGGUACUCAGCACCACAAUCACAUACACCUGCACAACAAUCACAGCAAGUCCAACAUUCAAUACCGCAUUUACGACAUGAAGCAAGGCAUCAGUGUCAGUACACAGCACCUCCCCAACAACCUGUACCGUAUUACAUCCCACAACCAUCAAAUGGGACAUUUGAAGUUCAUUUACUCCAGUUUUGCCACCCAAAUGUUAAAAGUUGCUUCGGAUGUUCUCAAGCGCUGAAGCCUGGAGAUCGAGUGCCUGAUUCACCUCACGACAUUACAAUUGUAUCUCGAAUGCUACGACCGUUUAGCAAUAAGACAACUGGAGAAAGAAUGAACAAAGAGGGCAAUGUUUAUUUCCAUGUUAAUUUAGUCUGCAUUCGUUUCAAGCAGCCUUAUUUUCAGCCCAGCAUGGUAUCUGUUGGAGAUUGGGUGGCAUCUCAACUUAGUAUGCACCACAUUUUGCUCCUAAGGCAAUUUGGCAUGAGGAUUUAG